Xyrauchen texanus (razorback sucker) is the source of this 8008-nucleotide messenger RNA. Its product is annotated as protein unc-13 homolog C-like. Lineage: Eukaryota; Metazoa; Chordata; Actinopteri; Cypriniformes; Catostomidae. The record is from RefSeq and is a predicted model, not a curated record. Gene Ontology annotation, molecular function: diacylglycerol binding; calmodulin binding; calcium ion binding. Gene Ontology annotation, biological process: dense core granule priming; synaptic vesicle maturation; synaptic transmission, glutamatergic. Gene Ontology annotation, cellular component: terminal bouton; presynaptic active zone cytoplasmic component; presynaptic membrane.
AUGGUUUCUGCCCAUUUCAAGAAGCUAUCAUCUUACAUUGUAAAGAUUUGCAAAGGAAUGUUUACAAAGAAACUGGCAAAUACCUCAAAGAAGAAAGAGAGUAGCAACAACAAAAAAGAGCCGAAAACCUUUCCAGAACUACAUGCACGGAACCCAACAUUCUCAACUACAUUGAAAAGCACAGUCAAAAAAAUAUCCAAAUGCUCGUCAACACGCAAUAUUUCUCUUGAGGAGGAGGAUGGAAAAAACGACUGUUCCUCUCUCUCUCCAACAUUUAGUUAUCGUGUAGCAAUUGCCAAUGGACUACUCAAAAAUGACCUCUUACUAAACAAUAAUGAAUUUCAUGAGGUCUUGUCAGUUGACAGCGAUUACUCAGACUGUCUAAACGAGACCAAACUUGUCCAUAGAUUCGAUGAACAAAAAGCUUAUACAAUGCCAGUAAGAAGGAAUAGGAAGAGCUUGAUUAGUCUAGCACCCUCAGAUGGCAGCUCAGAGGGAGAGCGGGGAGAGCGUAGCAGUCUCCACACCCUUCGAUUAGGCGCUCUGAAAAAGUUGAGGAAAUGGAAGAAGAGCCAAGAAUGUGUGUCCUCAGAUUCAGAGGCAAGCAACUGGAGAAAGACUCUUGGCAUCAGGAGCAAAUCUCUGGACAGGGCUGGACGGCAACAGAAAACCACUACCCUGGAGCCAGGGUCCAGCUCAACAGGGUGUAUCAGUCAGACUCAGGAUGUGAUGGAGAUGAUCUUCAAAGAACUUCAGGGAAUCAGUCAGAUCGAGUCUGAGCUCUCAGAACUGCGAGGGCAUGUUAACGCCCUCAAAAGCUCCAUCGACGAGAUCUCCAGCAGUGUAGAGGUGGUACAGAGUGAAAUUGAGCAGCUGCGUUCGGGAUUCGUACAGUCCAGACGUGAGACUCGAGACAUCCAUGAUUACAUCAAACAGAUUAGCCAACAUACCAACAAAGCUACUCUAAGAUUUUUAAAUGUGCCUGAGGAGAAGUUUGAAAAAACCGAAGAGCUUAUUUAUCAGAUUCUGAAAGAGAAAAUGGGUUUCACUGAUGCAUGCAAGGCAUUUAAAAUUGAACUCGCCCAUCGACUAGGGCAACAAAGAGAAUGUUACAAUGCUAAACCUCGACCAAUUGUAGUUAUAUUUUCAAGCCCACAAGAUAGAAAUUUAGUUUUGAAAAAAUGUUAUAAGCUUAAAGGGACUGGCAUAUCAAUAUCAACUGAUAGUCUAGCACAUGAUUCAAAAGAAAGGAAGAACAAGGCAAUGGCCUCCUCACAGACAUAUGAAAGCAUGGAUAUCAAGGUUUCAGCCAAAGAUAAGGCUGAAAGUGAUGAAUGGGACUCCAUGGAAAGUGACAAAGAGCUAGAUGAAUUAAAUAAGAACAAAUAUGCAAUUGUGUCCAAACCAACUCAAAAAAGUAAAUCGGACAAGAAAAGGUCUCACAAUCACCGACGGUUGGCUGAUGAUACUGCAUAUUCUGUGCACUAUGCGGAUAAUAUAGCCUACGAUGACACUGACAAGCAAAGCAAGUCUUACUACUCUGACCUAACACCUGGGUGGCAGUCUCAGAGUGAUUAUUCUACUCCCAAACUCAGUCGGUCUGAAUCGGACUGUUCUAAACUUUGCCAGUCUUAUUCAGAGGACUUCUCAGAGAGUCAGUACUUCAGCAGAGUCAACGGCUGCUCCAUGCUCUCCUCCUCGGAUCAGGAGCUUUGGCAAAGAAAGCAAGAAGACAUGGCGUCCUCCUGGUAUGCUAGUCCUCCCAGUCAAACUCUGAGCCAAGAACAACCUUAUGUGGAACAUAAUGAAGUUGAAACCACAGAGACAAUUGACAGUGGUGUAAGUAAUGGUAUUGUUUGCAUAUCAGGGGACAGGAGCCAUUACAGUGGCUCACAGCUGUCUCUACAAGGUGACCUCUCACCAUGGAAAGAUUGGCAUCACCUUGAACAAGGUGCUGAUUCAGGUUUGGAUGCUUCAACUGAACAGAACAUAAUCUCAGAGAUCAGUAGCCCCUUUGACCCUGCAGCUAACCCAGGUUUCCCUGAGAAAAUUACAAAAUGCCUUGAGGUUGAUUUGCAGUUUGAAGGUGAGACCUUCUUGACACUAGAUAGCACUCCUGAGACAGGCCAAGACCAAGAUAUAUAUACAGAACCUGAACUUCCUGAAUCAGCUCCUCAAACUCUGCAACGACAAGAUGUCAAUGUGAACCACCUCCAACAGAACCAGAAAUCUUCAUCCAUGUACCGCAGUCAGAGUGAGAUCUGUAAUGAGAAAGUGGAGGACGUCCCUAAAUCCUGGAGUAGUAGGCUCAGCAUAGACCUCAGCGAGAAAUCCUUCAGCUUUGGAUUCGGAUCUACCCUGCAAAGAGCCAAGUCAGCUUUGGAUUUUGUCUGGAGUAAAGGUUCCCAGAGCACUGGUGCUCCAGUCGAAGAAACGAGCAACACCAUGGGCAGGCUCAGAACCUCGUCCCAGUCCACUGAAAAUAGUUCCAGCACAACCAUCGACUCUGAUGUCUACACAGAACCUUUCUAUUACAAGACAGAGGAGGAAGAACAAGCCAGUGAGCAACCUGUGGACAAUGAGACACAUUAUGUUGAGGUAAUGGAACAAGUGCUGGCUAAUCUCGAGAACCGAACAAAUGCCAACGAGGCUGAGGAACAGUACCAAGAAGAGGAAUACGACGUCUCGCAAGAAUAUGACAUCUUGCAAGAGGGUAAUCCUGUCCUAGAAUAUGACUGCAGCCUUGAUGAGCAAGAUGAUGAGGAAUACAGUGAGGAGUAUGACGACAAUCCCAUGACUGAAGACACGGCGGAGUACGAAGGGAGUUUGGUGGAGUAUGUUGAAGAAACAGAGGAACAGGAAGAAGAACCUGAGGAACAGGAAGAUGGAAUAGAGCAGACAAAGGAAGGUCAAGAAACAACAGGAACAAAGGAAGCAGCUGAGGUAAAAGAGACAGUAGAACAAGAGGACGAGAACAAAAAUGUUACAGAGGUUCCUGUGGAGCCAGCACCACCCAAAAAAAGGAUACGGCCCACCUUCAAAGAGGCGGCUCUGAGAGCUUACAGAAAGCAGAUGGUAGAGCUAGAACAGCAAAUCCUGGCGGGAGACAGCACAGCUCUGGAUACAGAGGGUAGCGCAAAUAUUCUGGAUCAAGCCAAACUUGGUCUGACCGGUGGUGGAGUUGGCAGUAUACUUUAUGGCAUUGACAGCAUGCCAGAUUUACGCCGCAAGAGGACCAUGCCUAUCGUCCGAGACCUGGCUUUGACCUUGGCUGCUCGAAAGGCAGGUAUUGCGUUUGGCCUCGUGAACAGAUCAACUCUAAACAACGAGGAGCUGAAACUGCAUGUGCUGAGAAAGACCUUGCAGGCAUUGAUCUAUCCCAUCUCCUCCACGACACCUCAUAAUUUUGAAGUUUGGACGGCAACAGCACCCACCUACUGUCACGAGUGUGAAGGGCUGCUGUGGGGCAUCGCCCGCCAGGGCAUGCGCUGCACGGAAUGCGGGGUGAAAUGCCACGAGAAAUGCCAAGACCUUCUGAAUGCAGACUGUCUUCAACGUGCGGUGGAGAAGAGCUCAAAACACGGAGCAGAGGACAAAACCCAAAGCAUCAUUAUGGCAAUGAAGGAACGGAUGAAGAUCAGAGAAAAGAACCGACCUGAGGUGUUUGAGUUGAUCCAGGAGAUGUUUCAGCUCUCGAAGGAAGAUUUCACCACCCAUCUGAAAACAGCCAAACAGGCCGUGUUGGAGGGGAUAUCCAAAUGGUCUGCCAAGAUUACCAUCACAGUGUUGUGUGCUCAAGGUUUACAAGCUAAGGACAAGACGGGCUCCAGUGACCCUUAUGUCACAGUGCAAGUUGGAAAGACUAAACGCAGGACCAAAACUGUUUUUGGCAAUCUCAACCCCGUCUGGGACGAAAAGUUCUUCUUCGAGUGCCAUAACGCCACAGAUCGUAUAAAGGUCCGCGUAUGGGAUGAAGAUGAUGACAUAAAAUCUAGAGUGAAGCAGCACUUUAAGAAGGAAUCUGAUGACUUCCUGGGACAAACCAUCAUCGAGGUGCGGAUGCUAAGUGGAGAGAUGGACGUUUGGUACAAUCUUGAGAAAAGAACAGAUAAGUCAAUGGUCGGGGCCAUCCGACUGAAGAUCAGCGUUGAGAUGAAAGGAGAGGAGAAGGUGGCUCCACCACACGGGCAGUACACAUGUUUACACGAGAAUCUCUUCCAUUAUCUGACGGAGGUGAAAAACAACGGAGUGGUUAAGAUUCCAGGGGUCAAAGGUGACGAUGCUUGGAAGGUUUAUUUUGAUGACGUGUCUCAGGAGAUCGUAGAUGAAUUUGCGAUGCGUUUUGGUGUGGAGUCCAUCUACCAGGCCAUGACUCAUUUCUCGUGUCUCUCAUCGAAGUACAUGUGUCCCGGUGUUCCCGCGGUGAUGAGUAACCUGCUUGCCAACAUAAAUGCUUAUUUCGCUCACACUACCACGGCAACCACCAACAUCUCUGCCUCCGAUCGAUUCGCUGCGUCCAACUUUGGGAGAGAGAAGUUUGUUAAACUCCUGGAUCAGCUGCACAACUCUUUGAGGAUCGAUCUCUCCAAGUAUCGAGAUAACUUCCCAGCAGGAAAUCCAGAGAGACUCCAAGACCUGAAAUCAACCGUCGACCUGCUAACGAGCAUCACCUUUUUCAGGAUGAAGGUGCAGGAGCUGCAGAAUCCCCCCAGAGCCAGUAUGGUUGUAAAAGACUGCGUGAAAGCAUGUCUGGACUCCACUUACAAGUACAUCUUUGACAACUGCCAUGAGCUUUACAACCAACUUCUGGACCAGGUUAAGAAGCAGGAUUUACCAAGAGAGGAACAGGGCCCGUCCAUCAAGAACUUGGAUUUCUGGCCCAAACUGAUCACGCUGAUGGUGUCUGUUAUAGAUGAGGACAGAACAGCUUACACACCCAUCAUUAACCAGUUCCCUCAAGAAUUGAACAUGGGUAAAAUUAGUGCUGAAAUCAUGUGGAACCUCUUCGCUAUAGAUAUGAAGUACGCAAUGGAGGAACACAACAAGCAUUGUCUUUGCAAGAGCACAGAAUACAUGAAUUUGCACUUCAAAGUCAAAUGGUUCCACAACGAAUAUGUUCGAGACCUGCCAGCCUUUAAAGGAAUUCCUCCGGAAUAUUCCCUGUGGUUUGAGCCGUUUGUUAUUCAGUGGUUGGAUGAAAAUGAAGAUGUAGCCAUGGAUUUCCUUAAUGGAGCUCUGGAGAGAGAUAAAAAAGAUGGGUUCCAGCAAACAUCAGAUCAUGCUCUCUUCUCCUGCUCGGUGGUGGAUGUUUUCACACAGUUGAAUCAAAGCUUUGAGAUCAUAAAGAAGCUAGAAUGUCCUAAUCCACAAGCCCUCGCUCACUUCAUGCACAGAUACGCAAAGACCAUAAAUAAAGUUCUUCUCCAGUAUGCGGCGAUCAUCUCGAAAGACUUCACCAACCAUCUGAGCAAGGAGAAAGUGCCUUGUAUCCUCCUGAACAACAUUCAACAGCUCAGAGUCCAACUGGAGAAGAUGUUUGAGUCUAUGGGAGGAAAGCAGCUGGACGCUGAAGCCAGUGAUCUACUGAAAGAACUGCAGAAUAAACUGAACACAGUGCUGGAUGAGCUCAGCGGGGUCUUCGGCUCCAGUUUUAAGCCGGUCAUUGAGGAUUGCAUCAAACAAAUGAACCAGGAGCUUGUGCAGAUAAAAGGAAAUGCUGGAAACAAGAGCAACGCAGCUAUGGAUGCAGAAAUUGCCCUGCGACCGCUCAUGGACCUCCUGGACAAGAACUUGAUUCUGUUUGCUAAGAUCUGCGAGAAGACGGUUCUCAAACGUGUUCUGAAGGAGCUGUGGAAAAUCGUCCUCAACACCAUUGAGCGUCAGAUCGUUCUGCCUCCACUGUCAGAUCAGACAGUGACUCAGAUGAUCUUCAGUGCUGCCAAGGACUUGGGUCAGCUCUCCAAGCUUAAGGAGCAUGUGAUUAGGGAGGAUGCUCGGAGUCUGAGCUCUCGGCAGUGUGCUGCCAUGGAUUUAGUGCUGCCAACCAUCAAGCAAUAUUUCCAUGCGGGGGGAAACGGUUUGAAGAAGACUUUCUUGGAAAAGAGUCCUGAUCUGAAGUCCUUGAAAUACGCCCUCAGCCUUUACACUCAAUCCACAGAUGCCUUGAUCAAGAAAUAUAUAUGCACCCAGACCUCUCAAGGUCAGUCAACGUCUGGAUCCAUUGGCGAGGUCGCUGUCCAGGUGGACCUGAUCUCACACCCUGGUACUGGUGAACACAAAGUCAGCGUGAAAGUUAUAGGUGUGAACAACAUAAACUGGCAGACGAACGUCAUGUUCCGGCCAUUUGUGGAGAUCAACGCCAUCGGACCGCACCUAGCUGACAAGAAACGCAAGUUUGGCACCAAAACCAGAAACAACAACUGGUCUCCAAAAUACAACGAAACAUUCCAGUAUGUGCUGAGUAACGAGCAUGGCCCAGAGGCCUACGAGCUUCACAUCUCCGUGAAGGACUACUGCUUUGCCCGAGAGGACCGUAUCAUCGGAAUGACGGUUCUGCAGCUCAGAGAACUGGCCGAAAAAGGCAGUUUGAACGCAAGCUAUCCACUCGUCAGGAACAUAACCAUGGACGAAACCGGUCUGACCAUCAUGAGAAUACUCUCACAAAGGACCAACGACGAAGUGGCCAAAGAGUUUGUACGUCUUAAAUCGGACACACGGUCAGCCGAGGAGGUGUCGUAAAAAUAAUCGCGGGGGGAAAAGAGCAGGGGGAAAAAAGCGGCAAGAAACAGAGGGAAAUCCCAACAGCGCAAGAUGGUUGUGUUUGUUUUUGUGCAUGUGUGUAAAACAUCUGUUGGAAUGUUCAUUUUAAACUACAAGUACGUACAAAAGUGUUUACCUACCGUAUGCUCUAUCAAAUAUUAUAUUCUAAGAAGUUUUGUUCAAGAGACGUUGAAUACAGUUUUGUAUGACGAUUAGUCUUUUUGAACAGAUAGUUAAUUUGUUCAGAUAAAGUGCCAAAACAGAUGACCGGAAAAAAAAACAAUAGACACAUAAACCCAUAUGAAUUCUCGAUGAAGUCUUUCUAAAUUUGCUUGAUGCUUUUGUCCAGUGUUUAUCAUCCUCUCUUUACGUGUGUAGCGGUUUCGUUUGACUUUUCAUUCGCACCCUACUUUUUCAGUUUUUGUUGCCUCGCCCUUUCCAUCUUUCACAAAGGCACUUGGUGGUGCAUGUAUUGUUUCCUUGGUGACGUCUCUCCCAUGUGUUCACAGUGACUGUGGGUGUCAGGUCGAACCCUUUCCCCUCUAACGUUUUGUAUUUUGAGCCGACUUUAAAAAGAAACCAUUUUUUUUAAAUGGCGAUGACUGCUAUGAAUCUCUUCAUAAGUGUGUGUAAUUUUAUAGCUGUUGACAACGAUGAAAUCCACCUCCCGUCUUGCCGGUAUAGGCAGAAAGGGAGGAAUGUUUUUUUAUUUUAUUUUUUUUAUUUUUUUUUUCAUAUUUUUAGUUCAUUUAUGUUGUUUAUUUUUUAAACAUAGGCUUCCAGCCUUUCUGAAUAAUCACUGUGAACAUGGGCUCUGGAACGCAAGCGUACAUCAGUUUUGCUGACUGUUUGAUAUCAUCUUUUAUUUUUUUCAAACAACUUUGAUUCUAAAAAAAAAAAAAUGCCAAAGUUAUAUAUAAAAACAUUUCAUACAAAAGCAAUCCAUGAUCUGUAUGAAAAUCAGUAUAUACAAUGUACACGUGUUACAAACGUAUAUGAAUUAUGUUUUUAGUUUUGCUAAAUCAUAUCUGAUUGUUUAUGGGCCGGUACUGAAUUUAAUUUGGGAUGAUCUUUGUGAGGUUGUUUUAUCUGAUAUGAAAUUUGUAAAUGUUACUUUACAAAAAAGGUAAAUCUAUUGCCAUCAUUUCAUUUAUUUUUGUUUACAGAGGAAAAAGUUUAACAUUUGGUAUUUAUGCAACAUUCUUAUGUAUUGCACUGAUGGCAAAUUGUAUGUCAUGUAAAUAUAUUU